Rasamsonia emersonii CBS 393.64 is the source of this 5088-nucleotide messenger RNA. RefSeq names its product DNA-directed RNA polymerase. The record is from RefSeq and is a predicted model, not a curated record. Lineage: Eukaryota; Fungi; Ascomycota; Eurotiomycetes; Eurotiales; Trichocomaceae. The coding region runs from base 1 to 5088 and encodes 1695 amino acids. Gene Ontology annotation, biological process: DNA-templated transcription. Gene Ontology annotation, cellular component: RNA polymerase I complex. Gene Ontology annotation, molecular function: DNA-directed RNA polymerase activity; DNA binding. The transcript has 4 exons.
AUGGCGACUUUUGCACGGCCCGUCGCAUCCUCCAUCGGGGGGAUCGACUUUGGUGUUUUCUCCGACGAUGAGAUAAAGGCGAUCUCGGUGAAGCGCAUUCACAAUACGCCGACCUUGGAUUCGUUCAACAAUCCUGUUCCUGGCGGUCUCUAUGAUCCGGCUCUAGGUGCUUGGGGCGAUCAUGUCUGCACUACAUGUCGUAUGAACUCCUGGUCCUGUCCAGGGCAUCCCGGACAUAUCGAGCUGCCCGUACAUGUUUACAAUGUGACGUUUUUCGAUCAAAUGUAUCGCCUCCUCAGGGCUCAAUGCGUGUACUGCCACCGUCUGCAAUUGGCCCGAGUUCAGAUCAACGCCUACGUUUGUAAACUGCGCCUUCUGCAAUACGGACUGGUCGAGGAGGUCGCUGUCAUAGACUCGAUGUCAUUAAAAAAGACCGGAGGCAAGUCGGGUAAGGAUGAGGAGGAAUCCGGCAGCGAAGACGAAGAUGCCGACGACCUGAUGGAGCGAAGAAAUGCGUUCGUCAAGCGGUGCAUUCGUCAAGCGCAAGCGCAGGGCAAGACACAAGGCUUGCUGGCAGGUGCUAAAAAUCCUGUCGCUGCUGAGUACCGGCGAGCCUUGAUCAAGGAAUUCUUCAAGGACAUCGUUUCUGUGAAGAAAUGCACAAAUUGCAGCGGCAUUUCUCCAAGCUACCGGAAGGAUCGCUUCUCAAAAAUAUUUAGGAAACCUCUUCCCGAAAAGUCUAAACAGGCAAUGAGACAAGCCGGGUUCCAUGCGCCAAACUCCCUAAUUCUCCUCCAACAGGCGAAACAGCUUACCAGCAAGCAUAAAGAAUCUCUCAAGAAUGGUAUGAUGAAUGGUGCUUCAGAGGACGAUAAUGCCAGCACAACGACCGAGCUACAUGGGGCGGAAGAAGAAGUUGCUCGUGGGAACGCCUUGGUGGCCCAGGUGGAGGAGAGCAGAUCUGCAAAAGGGGAUACAGCUGGAGAAGGCCAGCAGUACAUGCCUUCUCCAGAAGUUCAUGCUGCAAUGACUCUGCUGUUCGAGAAAGAGGGAGAAGUGCUCAAUCUGAUCUACAACUCCCGCCCAACGUCAAAGAAGAACGCCGUGACUGCUGAUAUGUUCUUCAUCAAAAAUAUUCUCGUACCACCGAACAAAUAUAGGCCUGCUUCUGUUCAGGGGCCAAACGAAAUCAUGGAGUCUCAACAAAACACGCCCUUUACACAGAUUCUCAAGAACUGUGACAUAAUUAACCAGAUCAGCAAGGAGAGGCAAAGUGGUGGUGCCGAUUCUGCGACGCGAGUACGAGAUUAUCGCGAUUUACUUCAAGCGAUUGUCUCGCUUCAGGACACAGUUAAUAGCCUCAUUGACAGGGAUCGAGGCGGUCUGUCUGGCCCAGCGGCAGCCCAGGCUGCGAACGGUAUCAAACAGAUACUGGAAAAGAAAGAGGGCUUGUUCAGGAAAAACAUGAUGGGGAAACGGGUGAACUUCGCUGCUCGAAGCGUCAUCUCGCCCGACCCUAACCUUGAGACGAAUGAAAUUGGUGUACCGCUUGUGUUUGCGAAGAAACUGACUUACCCAGAGCCUGUCACUAAUCACAACUUCUGGGAGAUGAAGCAAGCGGUCAUCAACGGUCCUGACAAGUAUCCUGGGGCUGCAGCGAUCGAGAACGAGUUGGGGCAGGUCGUGAGUCUUAAAUUUAAGUCUUUGGACGAGCGGACUGCUCUCGCCAACCAGUUAUUGGCUCCAUCCAACUGGAAAAUGAAGGGUUCGCGGAACAAAAAGGUUUACCGGCAUCUUACCACGGGCGAUGUUGUUCUCAUGAAUCGCCAGCCAACGUUGCAUAAACCGUCCAUAAUGGGCCACAAAGCGCGUGUUCUCCCGAAUGAAAGAACCAUUCGAAUGCACUACGCCAACUGUAACACGUACAACGCAGAUUUCGACGGUGACGAAAUGAACAUGCAUUUCCCUCAGAACGAGAUUGCCAGGGCAGAGGCCAUGAUGCUGGCUGACGCUGAUCACCAGUAUCUGGUCGCGACUUCAGGAAAACCUUUGAGAGGUUUGAUCCAAGACCAUAUCUCCAUGGGUACAUGGUUCACGAGUCGGGACACUUUCUUUGAUGAGGAAGACUAUCAUCAGCUCCUGUACAGCUGUCUGCGACCUGAAAAUUCUCAUACUGUUUCUGAAAGGAUCCAGCUUGUCGAGCCCGCCAUUAUUCGCCCGCGACGGCUUUGGACAGGCAAGCAAGUUAUCUCGACAAUUUUGAAGAACAUCACUCCUCCAGGUCGAGAAGGAUUGAAUCUCCAAGGGAAAUCCUCGACUCCAGGGGACAGAUGGGGACAAGGCAACGAAGAAGGAAACGUCAUCUUUAAAGACGGCGAGCUUCUUUGUGGUAUCCUCGAUAAGAAGCAGCUUGGUCCCACUGCCGGUGGUGUCAUCGAUGCAGUUCACGAAGUCUAUGGUCACACCAUUGCAGGGAAACUGAUCGGUAUUCUUGGACGACUUCUUACGAGAUUCCUCAACAUGCGGGCAUUUACCUGUGGAAUCGAUGAUCUUCGAUUGACCAAGGAAGGCGAUCGUCGGCGCAGAGAAAAACUUGCCGAGGCUGGUAAAAUUGGGCGUGAGGUGGCCCUGAAAUAUGUGACCCUCGAUCAGAAUCCGGUACCUGACCAGGAUGCUGAACUGCGACGCCGGUUGGAAGAUGUUUUGCGUGAUGAUGAAAAGCAGUCGGGCCUGGAUAGCGUCUCCAACGCUCGAACAGCAAAACUCACCUCUGAGAUCACUUCUGCUUGUCUCCCGAGUGGUCUCGCUAAGCAGUUCCCCUGGAACCAGAUGCAGUCGAUGACGAUAUCCGGAGCCAAGGGUUCAAGCGUCAAUGCCAAUUUGAUCUCUUGCAACCUGGGUCAGCAGGUUCUUGAGGGCCGACGUGUGCCGGUGAUGGUCAGUGGCAAGACGUUGCCUUCAUUUAGACCGUUUGAUACGCAUCCCAUGGCUGGAGGAUACGUGUGUGGUCGCUUCUUGACUGGUAUCAAACCUCAAGAAUAUUUCUUCCAUACUAUGGCCGGUCGAGAGGGUCUUAUUGAUACUGCCGUCAAGACAUCCAGAUCUGGAUACCUCCAGCGUUGCUUGAUCAAGGGAAUGGAAGGUCUGAAGGUUGAAUACGAUACUUCAGUCCGUGAGACCUCCGAUGGCUCUAUUAUACAAUUUCUCUACGGAGAAGACGGUCUGGACAUCACAAAACAGGUGCACCUCCGAGACUUUAGCUUCAUCGCCUCAAACUACGUCUCAAUCAUGGCUCAAGUCAACUUGACGACCGAUUACCAUAACUUGGAGAAGCCAGAGGUUGUUUCAUGGCACAAAGAGGCGAUGAAGAAAGUUAAGAAGACUGGAAAACUCGACGCUAUGGAUCCGGUUCUUGCUCGCUAUCAUCCUGGUGGAAACUUUGGAAGUGUUUCCGAGGCCUUUUCGCAGGCGCUGAAGAAGUACGAGGAGACGAAUCCCGAUAAACUACUGAAAGACAAGAAAGCGAACAUCGACGGAGUCCUGAGCAAGAAGGCAUUCGAAACUCUGAUGAACAUGAAAUACAUGAAUUCAGUUGUCGAUCCUGGAGAGGCUGUUGGCAUUGUUGCCAGCCAGUCUAUCGGAGAGCCCUCCACUCAGAUGACUCUGAACACCUUCCACUUGGCAGGACACUCGGCCAAGAACGUGACUCUUGGUAUUCCUCGAUUGCGAGAAAUUGUUAUGACCGCUAGCACAAACAUCAUGACUCCUACGAUGAAACUUAUUCUGAACGAAGAGAUUUCGGAAGAGGAAGGCGAGAGAUUCGCCAAAGGUAUCAGCAAAUUGAGCCUCGCAGAGGUUAUUGACAAGCUGAGGAUCAAAGAGCGUAUCUCUUCCGGCAACGGUCAUGCAAGGGCCAAGAUAUACGACAUUGAAAUCGAAUUUUUCCCGGCAGAAGAGUAUACUAAAGAAUACGCGAUCAAGAUCAAAGACGUUCUUAUCGCGCUGCAGACGAAGUUCAUACCCAAGCUUGUGAGACUCACAAAGGCAGAGCUCAAGAAACGCCAGGAUGAGAAGAUUCUCAAGAACUUCUCAGCAGCCCAGCCCGAAAUCGGCGUGUCUGUCGGCACGAUCGAGGAAGCUCCUCGGGGACCUGAACGUGAGGAACGAGAUGACGCCGCAGAUGAGGACAACGAAGACGAUGAGGAGGACGCGAAGAGGAGCAGGAGCGGCCUCAAUCGUUCCAAUCAAGUCUCGUACGAAGCGCCUGACGAGGAUGAGCAAGCUAUUAUCAGACGACAAGAGACUCCGGAGUCGGAAUCCGACGACGAGGACGAAGGAAAGUUUCAACGCCAGGGUGAUGUGGAGAUGUCUGAGGACUCGGAUGAUGAUGAGUUGGCCAAGAGGGAAGCGAAGGAUGCCAAGCUUCGCGAGGAGGACAUCAAGGGCAGAUACGGAGAAAUCACCCAGUUCAAGUUUGAUCCGAGGAAGGGAUCAUCGUGCUUCAUCCAGCUUCAAUACGACAUUUCCACCCCCAAGCUUCUUCUCCUUCCUCUUGUCGAAGAAGCCGCCCGAAGCGCUGUUAUCCAAUCCAUCCCCGGCCUGGGCGCGUGCACCUACGUCAAAGCCGACCCGGUGAAAGGCGAGCCCGCGUGCGUCGAAACCGAGGGUGUGAACCUGCUCGCGAUGCGCGACUACCAAGACAUCAUCAAGCCGCACUCGCUGCGGACGAACUCCAUCUACCACAUGCUGGUCUACUACGGCGUUGAGGCGGCCCGGGCCACGAUUGUGCGCGAGAUGGACGACGUCUUCAAGGGCCACAGCAUCUCGGUCGACAACCGCCAUCUCAACCUGAUCGGCGACGUCAUGACGCACAGCGGCGGCUUCCGCGCCUUCAACCGCAACGGCCUUGUCAAGGACGGAUCCUCGCCGCUGGCCAAGAUGAGUUUCGAGACCACGGUCGGGUUCCUGAAGGAGGCUGUGCUGGAGCGCGAUUGGGACAAUCUCAAGAGCCCCAGCAGCAGGAUUGUCGCGGGUCGUCUUAACACCGUCGGUACGGGUGGAUUCGACGUUCUUGCCCCAGUGGCCUAA